Molecule: messenger RNA, 765 nt
Organism: Plectropomus leopardus (leopard coralgrouper)
Lineage: Eukaryota; Metazoa; Chordata; Actinopteri; Perciformes; Serranidae
Source: RefSeq, a predicted model, not a curated record
ACUGCAGGUUUAACUGCCAUCGGCGCUGCGAGCUGCUGGUCCCCAGAGACUGUCCAGGAGAGAGGAGACGCACCAACGGGGAAGAAUGCACAGCGGCGGGUCACAGCAGCCCGGCAGACCCAGAGGACAAUGAUUCAGAGCGCACCAGCAUGACAACACUAGAGACCUCCGACGAUGAGAUGUCCACUGACGGAGACUGGACGGCCGAGACAAAAGACGGGGAGCCACAGCGAGAGCCGAUGAGUCCGUGUUUCAGCAGCUUCAUCCCUGUGAUGAGGCUCGUCCAGUCGGUGCAUCACUCGAAGAGGAGAGCAGGUGGAGUCCUGAGAGAGGGAUGGCUGCUGCACCACACCAACACUGACACACUGAGGAAACGUCAUUACUGGAUCCUGGACUGGAGGAGCAUCACUCUGUACCAGAACGAGAGCAGCACCAAGUACUACAAGGAGAUCACUCUGUCUGAGGUGCUGCACGUCCGAGGCUCCGCCCACCUCACCGUGCCCUCGUUGCCAGGCAACAGCGCCCACUCCUUGGAGGUGGAGACGGCCUCGCUGGUGUACUGCGUGGUGGCCGAAGAGGACGGGCCGGCCUGGGAGAGCGCCAUCCGUCAGGCUCUGAUGCCGGUGCAGAGCAGCGGCGGACACGGCGGGGAGAAAAUAACAAGCAAGAAAGAUUCGCACAGAGACAGCGUGGACAUCAGCUCGGUGUAUCAGAUCCUUACAGGCGAGGUUUUGGGCUCAGGACAGUUUGGAGUCGUGUACAAAG